Messenger RNA from Rodentolepis nana, 1353 nucleotides. The record is from the annotation of a GenBank genome assembly. Lineage: Eukaryota; Metazoa; Platyhelminthes; Cestoda; Cyclophyllidea; Hymenolepididae.
AUGCCUCCAGCUCGAAGAAAACCGCCAUCGAAAGUGGUUAAAUUUCUAUCUGGGACAGAAUUCACUUCUGGUCUUUUUUCCCCAUGGUUGUGUGAAUUAAGGCAAGAAUCGCUGUUAACCUUUUGCGAUCUUGCAAAUCGGCUCAUCAAAAGAUUAGAAGUCAGUCCAGAGUUUUUCUCAUUCUUUCCUGAGUCUCCACUUACAGAUCACUUGGUUGAAUCUAAAAAGCGUCAAGACUCCUUUGAACCUGUUAGGGUUACUAAUGGUUCUGCAAGUGUUAUCUGCAUUGACAAUAUGUGGCAUUGGGAUCCCAUCAGUGCUGUCUCUGCUUACUUCCGUUCUGCCAGUUUGAUUGACCAAAUUCUCACUCGAUUGCCUUGUUCUAGCGAGGGACACACUUAUGUUGAUUGGAGUCUGCUUAGACAACUUCCAAAUCCCGAUGACAUACUCUUGGUUCUAAUUCGUCUAAUUUGGCUCCUACCCUCUCGAGGCUGUAACCCAAACUCUCAUUCCACUGCUCCCCUCAUUGAAGCAAUCAAUAAUCUAUUUGCCACAACUAUAUCCGCCGAUACUCUCAGGGAUUCCGCUGUUGGACGAUUCUUGGAUGCGUUCAAACAGGAGUCCAUUGGUCUUUGCCUGUUUGUGGCCACUUAUCGUCGUCACCUUCUCUCUGCUUAUAGGUAUGAUCUGUUAACGAUCUUCUUUUGCAAUUAUUUCCUUACAGGUGUGUACAUCAAUUUGAUUGCCUACUACCGUUCUCACCAUCAUAUAUACUUUGCCCAUUGUUAUGAUCAUUCUGGCAAGACUCGUUAUCACGAUGACCUGAUACUUGUUAAAUAUGAGCGUUUUACUUCUCUUGGUAGGGAAAGUCUUCGGAACGCAGGUUUCCCUCAGUUGAUUCCUCCGGUGGUUCAAAUGUGUCGAGAUUUAGCGGAGGCGCAUCGUGAGCCUUCUAAAGCCUCUCCUGCACUGCAAUCACUCCGUCAUCGAUUGAAUGCUACUACCACUAGGCAAUUCGACUCAGAAUCUAGUCAGCAUGACCCGUCCCUCUUCUCUAAUGUUAGUAAACUGAUAUCUAUGAGUGGCAUUGGAGUUGGUCGACGUACACCACAACCCUACUCUCCGAAUUUGAUCAUCCUUGUUGUUUAUGGAACUAUGACUUGGAGUCUGGCUCGGGAAAUUGUUGAUGCAGUCACUCGAAGUAGUCCUCGUUGUGUGCAACUACCUUCUGAGGGGACACGAUAUCUUUCAACAGUGCCUUCUCUGAGAUAUUCGCAAUGUUUCCUAUGCUCUGCUGUUCUUCAUCGAAUAUGCUCUCAUAAAAGUAUUUAUAUCAAAUGGCAGGCUUUAUGA